CGCCGGAGGCUGCGUGGAGAAGCACACACCAGCUUGAUAGUAAACCUGGAGGUAGCAUUGAAGACGGUGAUGGGAGAUGUAGUGAGUGGGCUACAGCUUUAGUUCAUUAUUAUGUGCUGCGUGGUUGUGGCGAAGGAGAGAGAGAGAGAGAGAGAGAGAGAUAGAUAGGGAGAGAGAGAGAGGUGUCCAUAUGAUGAGACGGUGUGAGGAGCGUCUUGGAAAGGCAGAGGUGUGAAAGAUUUGAUUUGUCUGCAUAUCCAGGAAGGAAAAGUGGAAGACCGACGGAUUUGUGUCCUCAUGACUGCUUGACUCAAGUAGCCUAGGCAGAAACGGGUUUCUCACGAGACCUGCCUCUUGGAUCAGGUGCUUGAGCUGAUUAUGAACGAGAAGCCCCCAAACAGUGCCAGUCUUUUCCUUAACGAGGACUCGGACAAACCCCAACUGCCAGAGAGAGGAGACUUGAAGAGGCGCAUACGCAGGGCCAUGGAGAAGAGAGCCAGCAGCAUGAAGGAGAGGAUGGGCUCCAUCAGUCGAGAGAGCAUCAAAGGUUUCCUGAAGAGGAACCUGUUUGUACUCUUCACCGUUGCCGCAGUGGCUCUAGGUGUCAUCCUAGGCUUUAUUUUACGACCUCACAACCUGUCCCAGAGGGAGAUCAAGUACUUUGCCUUUCCAGGGGAACUGCUAAUGAGGAUGCUUCAGAUGCUGGUGCUGCCUCUCAUUGUUUCCAGUCUGGUCACAGGUAUUUCUUCCUUGGACAGCAAAGCCUCGGGUAAAAUGGGUGUGCGUGCGGUGGUGUACUACAUGGUCACCACCCUGCUGGCUGUCUUCAUCGGCAUUGUCAUUGUGAUAAUCAUCCAACCUGGGAAAGGAAGCAGGGACAGUCCUGUGGCCAAGAGUGGAAACAUAGAACCAGUUCAGGCUGCUGAUGCUUUCCUGGAUCUCAUUAGGAAUAUGUUUCCUCCCAAUCUUGUUGAGGCUUGUUUCAAGCAGUAUAAAACUGUGUACAAGAAGACUGUGCACACAAGGAACGUGACAGUUACACUGAAUCUCACCGACACUCUCAACGUGACAGACUCUAACCUCAACAUGAACCUCAGCAGAGUGCUGCACACCAUACAGGAAACAGUGGAAGAGACUGUACCUAUGUCCGGCUCCUCUAGUGGAGUGAACGCUCUGGGUUUGGUGGUUUUCUCCAUGUGCUUCGGUCUUGUCAUUGGCAACAUGAAACAGCAGGGUCAGGCUCUCAGAGACUUCUUUGACUGCCUGAAUGAAGCCAUCAUGAGGCUAGUGGCCAUCAUCAUCUGGUAUGCUCCAGUGGGCAUCCUGUUCCUGAUUGCAGGGAAGAUUGUAGAGAUGAAGGAUCUGGCACAGGUGGGAGGCCAGCUUGGGAUGUACACUGUGUCGGUCAUUGUGGGUCUUCUCAUCCAUGGUCUUUUUGUCCUGCCAUUACUCUUCUUCCUGGUGACCAGGAAAAACCCCUACAGCUUCAUUGGUGGCCUGCUACAGGCGCUCAUCACUGCUUUUGGAACUUCAUCUAGCUCUGCUACACUGCCCAUCACCUUCCGCUGUCUAGAAGAGAACAACCGUGUGGAUAAAAGAGUGACACGUUUUGUCCUCCCUGUGGGAGCAACCAUCAACAUGGAUGGAACUGCUCUCUAUGAGGCUGUGGCAGCCAUUUUCAUCGCCCAAGUCAAUGACAUGGACCUAAACUUCGGCCAGAUUCUCACCAUAAGUAUCACGGCAACCGCUGCCAGCAUCGGAGCAGCAGGCAUCCCUCAGGCUGGCCUGGUUACCAUGGUGAUCGUAUUGACAUCGGUGGGACUGCCCACAGAGGACAUAACACUGAUCAUCGCUGUGGAUUGGUUCUUGGACCGUUUGCGUACCACCACCAAUGUGCUGGGUGACUCGCUAGGGGCCGGCAUAGUGGAGCACCUUUCCCGAGGAGAACUGCAUUGUCACGAUGCUGAGGUUUGCAACUCUGUACUUGAGGAGAACGAGAAGCCCUACCAGCUUAUCUGCCAGGAAAAUAAUUCACACAAUCACCACAACACUGAGACUACAAUGUAAGACCCUUGGGGAUUCACUUACAACGAGCAUUUAGCUAGAGGGUUGGCUGUACGUGAAAGUCUUAGGAAAUAAUAGUUCUUGGUCAACUCAGCCAGUGUUUGGGAUAUCCAGAGCCAUGUUUCUGGCCGUUUAAUGACAGAAAAAUAAAGUACACAAGCUGUCUAGUAGGAACAGUAACAAUCCUACACCUACAACCUGAUUCAGUGUUUCUGCCGAGAGUGCCAGUUAUUUCGGGGGCAUUUUGCUGGUUUGUAACUGUCUAUCUCAGUGUCAGGCAAGCUAAUUAUGUCAAAGACUGUUGAAAGUAUUUUUCAUAGUCUUCAGCUUCAUUGUGUUUCCAAAAUCUUCUAUUAUUAUUGAUCCAUACAGAGAGCCUCAUAAACUACUAACCAGCACUAGUGUUAAAAUACACAGACACCACCAUUCAUAAAAAAAAGGAAACAAUGGAUGUUCUCCUCUUGUGAAUAGUUUAAUCACACAAAACUUUGCAUUUUCUGUUGCAUCAUUUUUUCUUCCAUAAACACUAAUUUUUGUCAGUAUCACCAUGACUACCUCUAAUAGGAUUUAGAGGUUAUAUACGGAUCUUCUACAGCAACCACAUGAAAUACACUGAAGCAUAUCAGCAAGUUGUAAAUACAUCA
Molecule: messenger RNA, 2708 nt
Organism: Labrus mixtus (cuckoo wrasse)
Lineage: Eukaryota; Metazoa; Chordata; Actinopteri; Labriformes; Labridae
Gene: slc1a6
Product: solute carrier family 1 member 6
Exons: 12
Coding region: 379-2067 (562 amino acids)
Biological process (GO): L-glutamate transmembrane transport
Cellular component (GO): plasma membrane
Molecular function (GO): neutral L-amino acid transmembrane transporter activity; L-glutamate transmembrane transporter activity; glutamate:sodium symporter activity
Source: RefSeq, a predicted model, not a curated record